AUGCAAACUUUUCUAUCCAUCAGUAAAAUGGGCGAAGCCUUUAUCAGGGAGCUUCUCUCUCUGUGCCUUCAACGGAUUGCUGUGGAGGAAAAUGCAAUGAACAACACUGAACUUGGUAAGAAUGCAAUCUGAAUAGUGGUUGUGAACUUGUUGCAGAAUAAUCAAUGAAAGUUGAUUGCAGGUUUUCUUUGUGGCUCUACACAAUACAUUUUUGUUUCACAGAAUUAGAAGUCCAUUCUGCAAUACCAUAUUCCUGUUCAGAUGUUUAUAUUCCAUGGGCUUACCUGGGACUUAAAUAAGUGAACGCCCAGUCAAAUCCAUUUUUGUGUGUGCACGAUUUCAAUCUUGGCAUACUACUCCCCUAUGCCAUUUUGCUUUUGUUCAGUUCGGAACGUUACAGCCCCUAAAAAGAUGUGACCAGACAAAAGUGAGAUGUUAUGGCCAAACUUUGCAUGUGCUAAUUUCUUGUUAUGGUAUAUCCUUUUUGUUCUGUCAUUACACACACAUGGAACAGGCUUCUCUACAAUGCAAUUCUUGCUGCCUAUGGCGUUCAAAUUGGUGUCUGACACAAGCCUCAUCACUUUGGUCUUCUCUUUCUGCCAGAGUUUAUUGAGGUAGUGAAUAACUAUGAUGCCACAAGGAAGAAAUGGCUACAUGCAGAGCUGGAGCUGAAGAGGCACAAGGAGCUGCUGUUGAAAUCUGACAUAGCCCAGGCUGCCCUGGAGGUCAAACUAAAACACUGUCGCAACCAGGUCGAUGUGGAGAUUAAGAAGCGCUUCAAGGCCGAGGCAGACUUUCAGUACCUGGUAUGGCUCCCUUUAAGCUUGUUACACUGUCCUAUUGGAACUCAUGAUUUGCACUAUUAGAGGUCCAGAAUGACUUUCACAACGUCAUGGUAGGUGUCAUAUUCAUGACAAAUCCUAAUGUAGUAGCACCAUUUUAUCUUGCGUAAAACUUGUAAACUUAUCAGUGAUGCACUUCAACAUUCAUCAGUAAAUGCAUGGCUUGAUUUGUCAACGCGCACAAAUAUAUACUUUAUGCAGUCUGUAUAUCCUCCUUUAACUGUCAUAUUGUAUUCCUUCACAGCAGCGGCAAAUGCAACUGAUGUGUGAUAUACUGGUCCAUGACAGCAAGUCCAAUGCAUGUCUGAAUGAUGAGCAGAGAUCUCUGCUGGCCAACUUCAACCACAGGGGAGCCAAUAUCCCCCAGCACAAGAGCAAACGGUAUUACAUGUAUAGCCAUAUCCCAUUACUUUUUAUAUUACUGCUUUUUUUUUCUCAGUUGUAUUUUAUUGUUUGUUUCUUCUGAUUUCUCAUUAGAUUAUCUGUCAUCGACGAAUCUUCAUUCCUGUCUCACUCUGAUAUUAGUUAUGAUAGAACUGAUGAUGACAUGGUAUGAUAUUUUUUGUAUUUAUGACUGAACAUCCACAUUGAAAGCAAGAUAAUUAAAUGUCAAUGACCAUCAAAGCUGGAUGUGGCUUGUGGCUUGUCCAUGUAUCACUUUUUGAUGCGAACAUUUUGUUUCAAUAUGAACAGGACCUGGAUGUGACAGCCGUGAAACCACUUAAGUCGAGGGCAAGGGAAAAAAGGGUAAGAGUGGACCUCUUGAGGUUGAAGCUAUGAUUAUGAUGGUGCUUUUGACCCAUGUUCUGCACUUUUGGGCAUUACCAGCGCUCUUCCAUGGGACCAAAUGGAGGUGCUCCUGCGGGGAAGAGAGGAAGAGUAGGUGGCCACUCAGACGAUCUCCUCGAAAGAAGACCAGUGGAAAAGGUAAGCAGAGGCCAAAUAUUAGUGAUUUUGACCAAACAUACUUUUCAUAACCUCCCCAUGUUGCAGCCUUUUGUUUAACUUUCAUAAUAUGAAAAAAAAUUCACUGGAGUUUCAGUUUCAACCACAAAAAACUGACUAUCUGAAUUGUUCAUGUUGAAAAUUGAUGCUUAUUCCUUUGUUUAAAAAUGGAUGCUUUCUGGUUUUACACAAAAUCUUCUGCUAAGAAGUAUUUGGCUUCACAAUGCAAUGGCAGUCCAGUUCUCUGAAAGUUAUUUGAACCAGCUGGAGUGGAACUAAGGCCUUUUCACCGGGGAGACUGUGACUUGGUUCAGCAAGUCUAUUUUAAUCCCUAGGCACAAACACAAGGUUUUUAGUUAAAACGUAUACAUUCAUAUUAUCAGCAGGUCAUUAGAGCUUAUGUGUCUUUGAAAAUAAAUCAUUGGACAUUUUGUGGGAUAGAAAGAACCUUACUGGAUUAACAGAGAAUCGUUAAUAUACAGUUAACAAAACAUUAGCAGUUCCUGGUUAAACGUUUAUUCUGCGGAAUCAUCUGAUGUGUUCCUGGCCAUUGUCCCUGGACCUACCCACUUGGCAAAAACUGGUUGAAUCAACGUUGUUGCCAUGUCAUUUCAACCAGAAAUCUGUGACUAUGUUGAAUUGACAUGGAAAACUGAUUGGCUUUGAAAAAAGUCAUCAACGCAAGGGAAAUUCUUUUUUUUUUCCCCCACCCAACUUUUUACCUAAAUCCAAUGACAUGGUGACAUUUUUUGUUGAAUUUGCGUUAGUUGAUAACUUGCUCAACUAGGCGUGGAACUGACGUCUGUUCCCAGUGGGUAGUGGGUUGUCACCUAUUAGGUGGCUCAUUCGUCAGUCUCCAGGCCCUCUGCUCAGUGUCAUCCUUUCAGUGCACAGGUGGAAACGGCACUGGACCAUACCCAUUGUUUGCAUCCUAAAUGGCACGCUAUUUCCUAUGGUGUACUACUUCAAUAUAUAAGAAAUAGGGUGCCAUUUGGGAUGCAGUCUUUGUCUGCCUCGGUCACAUUCCUUCUCCUCCCACAUGCACUGUAGAGAUUACUUCACUCUGAGGGAACAAAGACAAUUCAGCACUGACUCACUCAAAUAGCAUGGAAUGAUCAGAUUAGUUUAUUAAAUACGAAUCGUUAAAAUGUAAAGCGUUUCGCUCUUAUUCAGGAAGUUGAGACUACGAUUGUGACAGCAUCUGUCACAACCCCAGAGAGUGGAGGUCAAAUUCACAUGGUGAUCGACAUCACCCAGGAAACACCUGAGAAACCAUCCAGGACUUACCGGAAGGAGCACCAGAUUUCAUCUGUUGGCGGUAAGGGAGAUAUACUCCAUAGUCGCUGUGGCUCAAGCAACGUUUCCCAAUUCCCAUUCAAUAAAAUUGUCUAUAUUUCUGUCCCUCAGAGCAAACGUCAGUGUGGACUCCCAAUGAUGAAACCGCUGUUGACCAUGAAACUACCGUGGAGCCUGACACCAUGACCGAAAUGGAGUCCACCACCACAGAGCCUAGAUUUAACCAGGUGUUCACUCCCACUGUUAGCAAAGCUUUGAGACACUUCUUCCUGUCUAAAACGGUAAGAACUGUUUCAUGGAUACCAUCUUCCCAUGUUCUCAUGUUUAGAAUGUGUAUGCAACUUCUAACCGUCUGGGCCCUUUUCAGGUGAUUCGUCCAGAAACGUGUGUGCCAUGUGGGAAGAGGAUCCGGUUCGGGAAGAUGGCUGUGAAGUGCAGGGACUGCCGUGUGGUAGCUCAUCCUGAAUGUAAACAGAAGUGCCUGGACAGCUGCUCUGCCUCUGCCUUGUGUGGCGCUAAUGGAUCUGAGGUACCUCAACUCAAUAUUCCUAAGAUUCCAACCUUGCUGUUUGUUCUGUUUGUUAAAAUAAAGAUUUCUCAUUCACUUGCAGGACACGUUAGAGAGCUUUGCCCCACCUACCCAGCCUAGGAUCCCUCAGAUAAUUGUUCAGUGCGUGAAUGAAAUUGAGAAAAGGGGAUUAGAGGAGGUAUGUUAUUUUCUAUCUGGAAUACUUUCCAUUCAGAUAUUUAUAUUUGCCUUGUUAUCAACAUAAGUUUGACUUCCUCCUCCCUCUGUUGCAGAAAGGCAUCUACCGUGUUCCUGGGGGUGAGCGUAUGGUGAAGGAGCUGAGAGAGCGAUACAUUAACAGGAAAAGGCCGCUCAUGCUCAGUAGAGUGGAUGAGAUCCACGUUGUCUGUGGACUUCUCAAGGACUUCCUGAGGAAACUGAAGGAGCCUCUCAUCACCUUCAGGCUGCAUAGAACCUUCAUGGAGGCCUGUGGUAUGUGUUCCCACACACUGUUCCAAAUGGCACAUAUGGGCCCUGGUCAACAGUAAUGCACUAUAUAGGGUGCCAUUUGGGACUCAUCCACUGUCACACCACCAAAUGGAAGGGACACUUGGGCUGUGUUUACACAGAGACCAAUUCUGAUCUUUUCUUUCACAAAUUUUGACAAAUCGGAUAAGCUCUGAAAAAGAGCUGAUGUGAAGAUCUGACGUGAUUGGUAAAAAUACCAAUUAGUGGACAAAAUAUCAGAAUUGGGCUGCCUGUUUAAACGCAGCCUUGGUUUCUCAAGUGGAGGGUAUACAAUAGUCAACCUCUCUUGAAUUCCUUGAGGUGCAUAUACAGUACCAGUCAAAAGUUUGGACACCUACUCAUUCAAGGGGUUUUUCUUUAUUUUUACUAUUUUCUACAUUGUAGAAUAAUAGUGAAGACAUCAAAACUAUUAAAUAACACAUAUGGAAUCAUGUAGUAACCAAAAAAACAAAUCAAAAUAUAUUUGAGAUUCUUCAAAGUAGCCACCCUUUGCCUAGACAGCUUUGCAUACUCUUGGCAUUCUCUCAACCAGCUUAAUCAGGUAGUCACCUGGAAUGCAUUUCAAUGAACAGGUGUGCCUUAAGUUAAUUUGUAGAAUUUCUUUCCUCCUUAAUGCGUUUUGAGCCAAUCAGUUGUGUUGUGACAAGGUAGGGGGGGUAUACAGAAGACAGCCCUAUUUGGUAAAAGACAAAGUCUGUAUUAUGGCAAAAACAGCUCAAAUAAGCAAAGAGAAAUGAUAGUCCAUCAUUACUUUAAGACCUGAAAGUCAGUCAAUACGGAAUGUUUCAAGAACUUUGAAUGUUUCUUCAAGUGCAGUCGCAAAAACCAUCAAGCGCUAUGAUGAAACUGGCUCUCAUGAGGACCGCCACAGGAAAGGAAGACCCAGAGUUACCUCUGCUGCAGAGGAUAAGUUCAUUAGAGUUACCAGCCUUAGAAAUUGCAGCCCAAAUAAAUGCUUCAGAGUUCAAGUAACCGACACAUCUCAACAUCAAUUGUUCAGAGAAGACUGCGUGAAUCAGUCCUUCAUGGUCAAAUUGCUGCAAAGAAACCACUACUAAAGGGCACCAAUAAGAAGAGACUUGCUUGGGCCAAGAAACACGAGCAAUGGACAUUAGACCAGUGGAAAUCUGUCCUUUGGUCUGAGUCCAAAUUUGCGAUUUUUGGUUCCAACCACUGUCUUUGUGAGAUGCAGAGUAGGUGAACGGUUGACCUCCGCAUGUGUGGUUCCCACCGUGAAGCAUGGAGGUGGUGUGGGGGUGCUUUGCUGGUGAUUUAUUUAGAAUUCAAGGUACACUUAACCAGCAUGGCUACCACAGCAUUCUGCAGUGAUACACCAUCCCAUCUGGUUUGCGCUUAGUGGGAUUACCAUUUGUUUUUCAACAGGACAAUGACCAAAGUGCUAUUUGACCAAGGAGAGUGAUGGAGUGCUGCAUCAGAUGACCUGGCCUCCACAAUCACCCAAUCUCAACCCAAUUGAGAUGGUUUGGGAUGAGUUGAACCGCAGAGUGAAGGAAAAGCAGCCAACAAGUGCUCAGCAUAUGUGGGAACUCCUUCAAGACUGUUGGAAAAGCAUUCCUCAUGAAGGUGUGAGAAUGCCAAGAGUGUGCAAAGCUGUCAAGGCAAAUGGUGGCUAUUUGAAGAAUCUAAUUUUUUCCAUGUGUCAUUUCAUAGUUUUGAUGUCUUCACUGUUUAUUCUACAAUGUAGAAAAUAGUAAAAAUGAAGAAACCCUUGAAUGAGUAGGUGUGUCCAAACUUUUGACUGUAUUGUAUGUCAAGUGGUCUUAAUUGCCUGUUGAGCAGCUGUGAUUGAUUUUCUCUGACUACAAUUGGUAUUGUAUUAACACAGAGCACUAGGCUAUAAUCACUGUGCAGAACCAAUGCAGUAGUUGACUGAAUAAUCUCUCGUGGACUACAUAAAUGGUACCGUAGAUCUGUCAUGAUACAACGGGAUGCAUGAGAUCAAGCGGCAUUAGUUCCGGUGCUUUGUAUAAAUCACGAUUUCGCAGGUGUUGGCAUCUUUAGAAUUUCGGAAGAAGGGACAUUUGGCCCAUAGACUUCCCCCGUAACUUGAAAAGAGAAAAGGUGGAGCUCUUCAUUCUGAUCCUCAUAUCUCUUCUUUUAACACACAUGGACCCAGAACUUAAUUGAGUAUCUGACCAAUUACGCAAUACUUUAAUUCUGAAUGACGCAAACAGUCUUCCAAACAACUUCAGAAAUUAAAAAACUAUCACAUUUAAUGAUCAGCAAAUACCUUAUGUUUUAUUAUGUGGCAAAUAACUUCCACUUAACCUCAUCCAUUCAGGGCAGAUGGUGAAAAUUAGUUAAGUCGCAUUCCCAUGUCCCCAGCACUUGAUACCUAGUGAUGUCCGUGGGAGACAAAUUCGACAUAAGUGGAAGAUGGUAUUCGCCCCUGAAUGUGCAAAGCAGGAUCUGAGUGUUGCACUCAGACUUAGUGAUUUCGCCUCUGGUUUUAAGCCGCACUAGAGUAUCUGAACGAUGCUUUCUACAUAAAGAGAAUGCAUUUGGCAGUAACUCAUGGAUUGAUUUUUAAUGAUCUCAAAAUCGCCUCGGAAACCUUUUAGGUAUCAAGUGCUGGAGACAUGGAAUGCGUUUACUUAAGCUCAUCCAUUCAGGGCAGAUGGUUAUUUCAUUGUAAUUCCUGACAACUCCUUGAUGACUGUAAAACAAUCAACGCUCAAUAUUUAUCCUAGCCCAGUUUGUCUACUUUCAGCAUAUUCAUUUCAAUCUUGUAUGAUCUUGAGUGAAGGGUAAGUGGUAAUUUGCACCGUGCUGGAAAUUAUCCAAUGUAAAUCAGUCUCUCUUGCUGCCUCUUAGAAAAGCCAAUUUUACUUUAGGACACAGCACCUCCCUUUUUGUUAAUUGCGUUGAUGUCUGAGGGAGCCCAGGGCUGCCUUGUCUAAUUUUCCUUGGCAGCCAAUAAUGGACAUAUGCUACAGAGAACCAUAAUUUCUACACUCGAGGCCUUCUCAGUCAUAAUGAAGUGAGCUAAUCAACUGAAAGAUUAUAAUCUGCUGAGGGAGUAUAGAUUUGAGGUAUAAUGUACUGUAUCUCUCAGCAUUGUUACAAUGUUCUUUAUCCUAAGGUGUCCCAAGAGCCUCACUGAUGUGUAUCAAUUACAGAAAUUCCUGAUGAUGACAGCGCAGCAAUAAUGUACCGGGCCAUAGGGGAUCUGCCUAAGCCCAACAGAGACACACUGGCUUUCCUCAUGCUUCAUCUACAGAGGUAACACCUAUGGGUGAUGGGAUACCUCUGGCUUUGGAGUGAAUUUUGGUUUCUCUCCGAGAGGGCACUGAUUUGCAACGUUGAACCAUUUUCUCAACUUGCAAUUCCAUAAAUGACGAGUUUCAUAACUUGUCACGAUAAUGGUAGUGAAGCAAAAUUGGACCACUCAGAUGCAGUUUAUUGCAUGAGUAAACAGGAAGUCUAUAUUCAAUAAGGGGUCAUUUCUUUAAUAAAAAUACUGCACACUGCCUUAUCUCCCACUGUAGAGUCAUGCAGAGCCCCCUCUGUCAGAUGGACAAGAACAAUUUGUCCAGGGUGUUUGGACCAACCAUUGUUGGACAUGGAAUGGCAGAGCCCUCCCCAAUGACCAUUAUGAGAGACACAAACAUUCAGCCAAAGGUGGGCACUGUCUUGUGCAUAAAUGCAAUUGAGAUCGUCACUAUUCCUGAUUUUAUUAUAUAUAGAGAUUAUUUUUAUGAAGUGCCACAGUAUUUCCAAUGAUACGGUCCUUUCGGUGCUGUAACACUUGCACUGUCAAUGUCACCCAUGGAGAUGGUAAUACGAUUUGAAUUCGGUGUGAUGCCUCUGUAUAUUGCCUCUUUGUAUUUGAUUUCAUCUCUCUCAGGUCAUAGGCAGAAUGCUGUCGUUCCCUGUUGAGUACUGGAAACGCCUCAUCAUGGUGGAGAGGGACCAAGUUAUAUCAUCAGUUGUCGAUGCCAACAUCAAUAGCGAGAGCCACAGCACAGACCGCGGUAAACACACAACCUGCCAGCAUCACUAAGCUGCUGUGCUAUCGAAAAACUGUCCAUCAAUGGUGACUCAACAGCCUCACCCAAAUAUCACCGGGGUUGUGUGUCCGCUUUAAUGUACACUAUGCUGGACUAUGACGAAGGCUAAAUCAUCAUGGUGCCUCUAACACGUAUCUACCAUCUCUUCAGAUCGUCUGUUUAAACCGCUGACUUCCCCGGAGCUGAGUAAAUACCCAAAGACUCCUACCAGUGGUUCCCUGAAGGGCAGAAUGAAGAAUGCCUUCAAUAAUACGUAAGACUACUUGAGUUUUUUUUCUUCUUAAAUGAACAUUUUGUAAUUUGCCUAAAUCGUUUUGUUGAUGGUAUACGACUGAUUUGCUAGCUUUUCUCAUUGGUUCUUGUAACAAUCUUGUCACUUGUGGUGGUCUUUUUAUUUUGCAGUAACAGGGCAAAGACUGACCCGGGCAAAAACAAGUUCUUUACUUCCCCCAACUGA
This is a messenger RNA of Coregonus sp. 'balchen', 8607 nucleotides long. The record is from the annotation of a GenBank genome assembly. Lineage: Eukaryota; Metazoa; Chordata; Actinopteri; Salmoniformes; Salmonidae.